Molecule: messenger RNA, 756 nt
Organism: Galdieria sulphuraria
Lineage: Eukaryota; Rhodophyta; Bangiophyceae; Galdieriales; Galdieriaceae
Product: trehalose-6-phosphate synthase, putative
Exons: 2
Coding region: 9-707 (232 amino acids)
Biological process (GO): trehalose biosynthetic process
Cellular component (GO): cytosol
Molecular function (GO): catalytic activity
Source: RefSeq, a predicted model, not a curated record
AUUAUCCAAUGGGUUUGAUUGCAGAAAACGGCUGUGACUUGAAAAUUGGUGGUGGUUCUGAGUGGCGUUGUCUUUUAUCCUCAGCAGAAACUGAAUGGAGAGAAGAGUUACUUCCUGUAUUGCAAUAUUUUACGGAAAGGACUCCUGGUGCAUAUAUCGAAAGAAAGAAACAUUCGGUUACUUGGCAUUUUCGCGAUGCCGAUCCAGAAUUUGGUUCUUGGCAAGCAAAUGAAUUACAGUUGCAUUUGGCUGAACUCUGCAGUAAUUUGCCGAUUGAAGUCAACUCUGGUCCCAAAUAUUUAGAGUUGCGUCCAAAGGGAAUUAGCCGUUCAACAACGGUCGAACAAUUGUUCUCAAUAUUGCGUGAAGAAAAGCGAAUGAUGAUAGAUUUCUGUUUCUGUCUUGGAGUAGAUCGUGCCUCUGAAGAAUUAUUCAACUUGAUACAUAACCUGAAAGAUAAAGUAACCAAUGACAGAAACUUUUCCUGGAAGAUGGAUAGUAUUUGUUGUGCGGUGGGUUUACAGUCAAGUAAUGCAGAUGCUUAUAUUCAAGAUGUUGAUGGAGCUUUGGCAGUUGUUCGAGAAUUGUCUAGUCACAUAUCCACAAUAACUGUGGAUAACCAUCUGAGGGCUCAUACGAACGCUUUGAGUCAUGUACAUAAACCACGAAGACGACCCAGUGUCAGGAAUCAACAGAAUAUAGAAUAACCGAACUGACGACUUGAUAAACUGACUUUAAGACUCCAGUUGAAAACAG